UUUUGUGUCCCUGGUAUGAAAAAUUUUCUAUCACCCUCCCUACAGCUGCUACAGCUUCUGCUGGCUGUUGCCAAGGAAGGACAAUUUCAGAUUCAGAUGUCUAAAGAUGAAGGCAUGUUACCUGGACAAGGCCAGAAUGAAAGAGCAUUUCUUGAAUUACUUGGAGAGGGAAAAACAAAUAGUUCAGAGAAACGGUGGGGUGGAAUGGUGGUUGCUGGCAUAACAGGUGGAGCUGCGUUAGCACUCUCAGUUAUAUGUCUUCCUUUUGUAUCUCCUGCUUUAAGGAGGAUAUGUUUGCCUUACGUACCUGCAACAACAUCGCAAGUUGAUAAUGUUUUGAAAGCCUUGGGUGGUAGAUCUGGACGAAUAGUUGAUUUGGGUAGUGGUGAUGGUAGAAUUGUUCUAUCUGCUGCGCAAGCAGGGUUUUCUCCUGCUGAAGGUGUAGAAUUAAAUCCAUGGCUUGUUCUGUACUCAAAAAUUCAAGCUUUUAAAAAUGGUCUUACAACACAAACAGCCUUUCAUAGAAAAGAUUUGUGGAAAUUUAGUCUGAAGCCUUAUCCCAACAUAGUGAUAUUUGGAGUUGAAGAAAUGAUGGAAGAGCUAGAGUUGAAAUUGAAAAAAGAAGUUGAAGACGGCACACACAUUGUUGCUUGUCGUUUUCCAUUGCCAUCUUUGAAACCAGUGGCAACAAUAGGUUCUGGGCUAGAUACAGUAUGGCUGUAUAAGCACAAAUUAAACUAAAGAAACAUUAUCCACAUCAGGGUUUACAUGUUACUUUACUAUUUCCACAUGUAUGUUUUGUUUGUAUGCCCUAUUAUUAUUUUGAAUGAGUGCAUGAAUGAAUGAAUGAAUGAAUGAAUAAAUGAGUAAAUGUAAAGGA
Frankliniella occidentalis (western flower thrips) is the source of this 880-nucleotide messenger RNA. Its product is annotated as ATP synthase subunit C lysine N-methyltransferase. The coding region runs from base 16 to 741 and encodes 241 amino acids. The record is from RefSeq and is a predicted model, not a curated record. Gene Ontology annotation, molecular function: protein-lysine N-methyltransferase activity. The transcript is spliced from 4 exons. Gene Ontology annotation, cellular component: mitochondrion. Gene Ontology annotation, biological process: regulation of mitochondrial ATP synthesis coupled proton transport; peptidyl-lysine trimethylation; positive regulation of proton-transporting ATP synthase activity, rotational mechanism. Lineage: Eukaryota; Metazoa; Arthropoda; Insecta; Thysanoptera; Thripidae.